AAAUCGCUGAAUUCGUUACAACUUUGGAAUAUCAACUUUGACAAAAACGCGACAUUUAUGUUAGUUUUUGAAGUGUGAUAUAAUUUGCAAUUUCAAUGAGUUCCAAAGAAUGUGAUUGUACGGAUGAUGUCGAAAAACCGCAGGAAACCGAAAAACCACCCAAAAAACCAUCGAAACUACUUAAAUUUCCAAAAGUUGGGGAAAAGCAGAAAGAAAUUUUGUAUCACUACAAGGGUAGUGCCUUCAAGUUUGGCACAGCAGCGUGUAUUUUGAUAAUUUAUGCGACAGAUUGGAAAGCGGUCCUGCAAUAUGUGCCUUAUAUAAACGAGCCUUACAAAACCAAGUAGUGAAUGAAGGAUAUUAUAAGAGAAUUAACUUAAUAGAAUAUUGUACUUUUAAUUAAUGAUUCAUAUUAUGGGAAAUUGUUCUUGUUAGGUUCACCAAUAAGAAUAAAUUUUGUUUUGAAUGAUAA
This is a messenger RNA of Coccinella septempunctata (seven-spotted ladybird), 472 nucleotides long. It is a transcript of the gene UQCR-6.4, whose product is annotated as cytochrome b-c1 complex subunit 10. Gene Ontology annotation, biological process: mitochondrial electron transport, ubiquinol to cytochrome c. Gene Ontology annotation, cellular component: mitochondrial inner membrane. Bases 96 to 347 code for a protein of 83 amino acids. NCBI's taxonomy places the organism in Eukaryota, Metazoa, Arthropoda, Insecta, Coleoptera, Coccinellidae. The record is from RefSeq and is a predicted model, not a curated record. The transcript has a single exon.